CGCGCCGCCCCGCCACGACUAGGCCGCGCCGCCUCCGCCCGCCCCGAGCAGGCCUCGCCCGCCGGCCGGCCGGUCAGGCAGUGUUUUUGGACGCGAGGCCCAGCUUGGCUGGCACAGUUCCCAUUGCAGCCACCCGGGGCAGAAAGAGCUGAAGAGGAGGAUGAAGGCUGUUUUGCGGGCCCCUCAGCGGGUGCUGCAGCUCACCCUGGCCAUUGUCAAGCCGGACGCUGUGGCUCACCCCCUCGUCCUUGAGGCUGUGCAUGAGACCAUCCUGAGCAACGGGUUCUUGAUCAUCCGCAGUAAGGAUCUGAUGUGGACCAGGCAGGACAGCCGGCGGUUCUACCGGGAGCACUCAGGGCGCUUUUUCUACCAGAGGUUGGUGGAGUUUAUGGCCAGCGGCCCCAUGCGGGCCUACAUCCUGGCCCACGAGGAAGCCAUCUCAUUCUGGAGGUCUCUGAUGGGCCCCACGAAAGUGUUCCGUGCUCAGCACACGGACCCGGACUCCAUCCGCGGGGCCUAUGGCCUCACUGACACCCGGAAUUCGGUGCAUGGCUCAGAUUCCGUGGCAUCAGCCAGGAGGGAGAUUGCGGCCUUCUUUCCAGAUUUCUGUGAGGAGCACUGGUACCAGCAUGAGGAACCGCACCUGCGUGGUGGGCCAGUUAGCUACGAUGUCAAGGCGGUGACUCACCAUGUGCCCAGAGAUGGACAGGCAGACGGCGAGGAGUUAAAGGCAUCUGAGGAGGACAGGACUCACGCCAAGAGGCCUGCACGGAGCCAGCAUCCUCUUCCCUCCAGCAAAUGAGCCUCAGCAAGAAAUUUGCUCCUAUAGAUUUAGGUCACCUGCCAGGCACAGAAGACUGCCACUGAAAACAGUUUAUUGCUUAUUGCUGGUUGGGUCAAAACACACAUAUUUGGGAAUGCAAAAGAAGUACAGAGAUCAGUUUCAUGAUGCCUUUCCACUCCUCUGCCCGUGCCAGAUGAGGCUGCACGCCUUCUGUGUGCAGUCCUCCCAGGGACCCACCGUCCCAGCAGUGCGUCCAGUGCAGGGCAGCAUCAGCGUGAUCAGAAUUUCAGAAAGGGGGGGCACUGGGACUGACCGUUGUCUGAAAGCCAUGGCUCCGGCCUGUGGAAAACCGUGAUCAGAGAGUUUCUCUGUAAUUUGUUCCGCCUUUUUUCAUCAGAUUUGUUAACCAGAGACCGGGAUCAUUUUCAGAACUGUUACGUCUGGCGUGGACCUUUCAUACCUGAACUGACUCCCGUGUGAGUGAAUCUCCCACCCGUGCUGAGUAAAGCUGUGCAAGGGUCCUCUGGGCCUCUGAAGCAAUGCCCGUGUUUGUACAAACGAAAAUGGGAUUGGCCUUGGGUGACCUACACCCAUUGUGUGAGAUUUCCUAACUUCUCUUUAAUGGAUAUUUUGAUCCAGAAACCGUGGUGAGGACUGGGUCUGCUGACAAGUCCAGAGCUGCUGCCUUCUGUGUGGGGUGGAAAGGAGGGGGGGCGUGUCACUGAGCGGGGAAUCCUUAGAUGCGCCCUUUUCACUUACAUCUUGGCCACGGCAGGUCGCUUGGGAGGAAGACACGAGAGCUGGAAUUAGGAUUUCAGAACCUGGGGGGAGUCCAGCUGCGCAAGGCCGUUAUCAGUCUAGCCCCAAAUUCGUGUGUUUUAGGGCAGCCAGUUGAGUGCUUCUCUUGGUCUUGUUCCACUCGUGUUUGUGGUGUAAGAGAUGAACAUUGCUUUCAGUGGGCUUCGUCCGGAGUGGGUUUGCUCAGUGAGCGACUUGGUCGUUCCACUUCAGUGGCAGAGGGCAAGGACAGAGAGCACGGAGGAAGCAGGGGGCCCCCGCCCCGCCCCCAGGGCUAUGCCAGUUCCCUCCCGUGCCAGAGACCAUAGAAACAAUUGCUUGUGGAGGGAGGCGCCUCUUUUCUUGGCAGAUGGUCUCUCUCCUGCACUUCUCUGGUCCUGGGGGGCUCUUAGCCUCCCUUGGCAAGGGAGGCUAAAUAUAAGGGGGAACAGUUUUUGUGGUUUCCAGGAAGGAUGUCAAAAGGGCAGUUGCACCAUGUUAUGGUUAGGAAGGAGGGGAAAGGUGACUUCCCUUGUUGGGAAUCCCCCUUAGAGCAGGCAUUCCCUGGAAAACAGCCUAGUGAUCAGCGGCCACCCCUCAGAUACCUCCUGUAACCUGAGAGUGCGUGCACCUCACGCACCCUUCCUUAAAGUCCAGACAGGUGUGUUCAGAGGGGGUAAAGAAGGCCUCUUUAUCACGGCCCUUUGUAUACCUGGGGAAAUAGCAUAUCCUAUAUCCAUGGGCUUGCUCCCAUGUUUGGGGGUCUCCUGUGCUUUUUCCUCUCUCAACACCUGCAAAGGCUCUUCUCCUGUUUGUCCGCUCAGGAUCUUUUCUCCCUGCUGUCUCGGCUCCCCGAGGUCCUUUUCCUGUCUCUCCUUCCAACUGGAAGUGAGCUGCACACUCUCAGUUUUGAUCACUGCUGAUUCAUUCAGCACAGCGACAGCUGCCAGAUUUGGAUCUUCCCCUUGAAAUGAAGAGAACUCCAAGUCCUGACCUGCCAACAUUUCCUGUUUCGUAACUAAAACCACAAAACAAAAAAGAAAAACGUGUGUGUGGCGCAUGGUAGUGUGCUGUGCUUCCCCCCAAAACUUUCAAAAUCAGCUUUCCGUUUCUUACUGAGGAUUUCUCAACAAAAAACCAACAAAGAAAAACGUGAUUUCUCCACCAAAAGCAACGGGGGGAAUCCCACACGGCUGCCAGUCAAAUUGUUACAGUUAGGAAGGGGGGGGGGACUUCUCCCUGCUUGGAAUUCCCUUAGACCAAGGUUUCCCUGGAAAGCAGCCUGGUACUUGGUUGCCACCACCCAGGGGACUCCUGAGAACAUCUAGACCGACCCCCUGAGAAAGGGCCCUCCCAGCUCAGUGCUAGCAAAAUAACUAAGUAACAGGGAGGAAACCCUGGAAAAUACCUUCUAGCAAACCAUGUUGUGAUUUGGUGGUGUGGCCUGUAGGGAAGAGACAGAGAAAUAUCCCAGAGAAAAUGUACUAAGAAAGCCGAUAAAUGUCUUUAUAGAAAAGUGGUUUAUUAUAGAAAAAAGGGGGGAAUGGUAGGUGGAUUCCAAAGGGUUGGAAAGGGAACAUGAUACAAAACCCAGGGAAGAGCACACUGACACACAGUGCACAGCCUCCCAAAUAAAAGCAACAAUGUUGGUCUAACUCAGCUAAGUACACUUUAUCUAGGUUGUAGCAGAUUCCUCAGAGCAUGUACAGAGUUCCUUCAGUAUCAAGAGAAUGGAGGGGUCUUGAAUCCCUGGCCCACUGGUCUUGAGGUCUCCCGAAGUUCCAAAGCUGGGACCUAAGAAAAGUCCACAGCUCCCAGGUAUUGAUUUAUGGGCAAUGGAGUCUGACCUAAGCCAGCACCCUUGGUGAGAUUCAUUAGUGUAUCUAACCAAUCUCAAGCAAAGCUCCAUCUCUGAUGUCAGAAACUAUUUCUACCAAUCAGAGACUUACUAUAGUAUGGUGCUGCCAUUUUAAUGGCUCUCCAUUUCCAUGGCAAAACGAGAAUCUGGCCCAAGCUGGUUGUCCUUUGUCAAAAAAGGAAUUUUGGUGAGGUAGCCCCAGUGUGGAAUGGAGGAUCAUGAACGCCCCCGUUUCCAUCAUGCGCCAUCUUCCUGUGACUGGCUCUUCUGCACGUAGGGUGGCUGUAGCAGUUCCAGAUGAACGCUUUCUUGCACAUCUGUGAAGAAGGGGCUUAAGCAAGACCUGACAUUUCCUAACCACUCGUGUUUCACCUUCCUCCUAACUGUCUUUGCAUAUUGCGUCAAGAAGCUCCUUUUAUUCUAACCAUUACUUGCGUAAGCCGUUUCCCUUCAUGGAGCAAGAGACCUUCAGAGGUCCCUUGGCAAGCCUGACCACA
Molecule: messenger RNA, 3916 nt
Organism: Eublepharis macularius
Lineage: Eukaryota; Metazoa; Chordata; Lepidosauria; Squamata; Eublepharidae
Gene: NME6
Product: NME/NM23 nucleoside diphosphate kinase 6
Exons: 6
Coding region: 161-802 (213 amino acids)
Biological process (GO): CTP biosynthetic process; GTP biosynthetic process; UTP biosynthetic process
Molecular function (GO): nucleoside diphosphate kinase activity
Source: RefSeq, a predicted model, not a curated record